CCAUGAUGCCCACCCCUACCCGUCCGGCCCGCUCGCCUCCCUGCUCCCUGUCGCUGGCGCUGUUCCUUGUCCUCUCAGGAGCCUCUGAGCAGAGCAAUGGGAACGAGUGGCGUGUGCUACAGCCUGAGGGCCCCAUGCUGGUGGCAGAAGGAGCUGGGGACCCCAAGCCAUACCUCUGGAUCAUCCAGCCCCAGGACUUGGUAUUGGUGACCACUGGAGACACUGCCUUCCUCAACUGCACAGUGCUUGGAGAUGGUCCCCCUGGACCCAUCAGGUGGUUUCGGGGGGCUGGUCUGAGCCGGGAGGCCAUUUACAACUUUGAAGGCAUCUCCCAGCCCAACGUGACAGCAGUAAGAACCUCCAACAACGACUUCAGCAUUCUUCUGGGAGGCAUCUCUGCUGAGGAUGCUGGCACCUAUUACUAUGUAAAGUUUCAGAGGAAACCCAAUAGGCAAUACCUCUCUGGACAGGGAACCAUGCUGAGAGUGAAAGCAAAACCCACCUUUCCCCAAGAGGCAGAAUUCUCCAGUGAACAUGUAGCCAGGAUAUCUCCAACAGGCCUCCUGUCUGUGCUCACACCUGUGGUCCUGGGGCUGAAGGCAGUGACCUUGGCUGCACUCCUACUGGCCCUGGCUACCUGCUGGAGAAGCUCUGAGCAAGAAGACUUCAAGACCCUGGGCCUAGCAGAGCCUCCCGUCUUAGCAUGGAGCAAGGGGCAAGGCCCCAUCUGGGGUGUCCUCGCCUUUUCUCCACCUCGCCACGUCUUUCAUGUCCUUCAAAUAUCGAACUCCAAGUCUUCUUCCCAGAAGGUGUCCCUGAGCAUCUCUGAGCUCAACCAGCCAGACCACCUGUGA
This is a messenger RNA of Propithecus coquereli (Coquerel's sifaka), 854 nucleotides long. RefSeq names its product signal-regulatory protein beta 2 (gene SIRPB2). NCBI's taxonomy places the organism in Eukaryota, Metazoa, Chordata, Mammalia, Primates, Indriidae. Gene Ontology annotation, cellular component: plasma membrane. The transcript is spliced from 6 exons. Bases 3 to 854 code for a protein of 283 amino acids. The record is from RefSeq and is a predicted model, not a curated record.